Molecule: messenger RNA, 1064 nt
Organism: Hyposmocoma kahamanoa
Lineage: Eukaryota; Metazoa; Arthropoda; Insecta; Lepidoptera; Cosmopterigidae
Product: piggyBac transposable element-derived protein 3-like
Exons: 1
Source: RefSeq, a predicted model, not a curated record
AUGAUUGUAUCAGCUAUGACAAGAGAUAGAUGUAUGAUGCUGCGUAAUAAUCUACACGUCGUUGAUUCGGAUUACCCAAAAGUCUCUGACGUAGGAAAUCCACUCUGGAAGGUGCAACCCGUAAUCAAUGCUGUUCGAAACGGUUGCCACAAAUUAGAAAGGACUCCGAGAAGGUAUUCAGUGGAUGAACAGAUGAUUCCAUUUACUGGCAAAUGCCACAUGAGGCAACUAGUUAAAAACAAGCCUCGACCAGUUGGCUUGAAAAAUUUUGUUGUAACAACCAGCGAGGGAUUGAUGCUAGACUUUGAAAUAUACUUUGGUAAUAAUCCAGCUCUAUUGCAUCCUCUCGGUCUUGGUCCUGGUGUAGUUCUCCGCCUGAGUCAAAGUAUUCCUCCUGGAAGCUGUAUCUUCUUUGAUCGGUUUUUUACAACUAUCCCUUUGUUGGAAGAAUUAAAAAACCGUGGUUAUCAUGGCACAGGGACGAUAAUGGCUAACCGGAUUCCUAAUCGUAAACAGCUCAGCUUCAAAGAAGACAAAAAGAUGUCUCGGGGCGAGGUUGACCAAAGAAUCUCGGAUGAUAUAGUUUUGGUCAAGUGGAAAGACAGUAAGGCUGUUUUGGUGGCAUCAAACUGUACUGGCGGCACGGGAAUUGACAUAGUACAGCGCUACGAAAAAAAGGAAAAGCACUACGUAGAUGUUGAUGCUCCGAAGAUUGUGACAUCUUACAAUGCAUUUAUGGGCGGAGUGGAUGUUUUAGACCAAUCCCUAGAAUAUUAUAGAACAUUUAUGAAGACCCGCAAGUGGACAUUAAAAGUCAUACUUCACUUCAUCGAUUUGGCCGUUGUGAACUCUUGGCGACUGUACAGAAAUGAAAUGCUGGCAAAUAAUACUCCAAAAUCAAAGAUACAGGAUCUACUGUCAUUCAGAUUCGAAAUGGGAGAAACUCUACUUAACACUCCCAGCAGAGAACGCCACGAAUCGUCUCCCGAAGUAGAACCACAAGAACAGCCUUUAGUCAGAUACAGGCCAGCUAAUGAUCCGUCGGUAGGGAAGAGAUAUGAUGG